GCGACGACACUAUGAAGUCUUUCACGUAAGCUACAAUUUUGCGUGGCAUAUUCAGCACCUCCUCCAGAUGAUGCUGGCCAAAGAAUGAUGUUAGGUUUCUCACAGACAAAGAUAGAUUAUCUAUUUAGUCGAGUUAUGCUUAAAGCUGCGUCUCAGUGAUUGAAGUCUUCGGGUACGCGCGAGUGAAAGAUGAUUUUCACGCACCGUGAUUUCUUCUGAGGAUUCAGCGUCUCUGUUGUUUCAACACACCUUAUAUUUAGAGGAACCUCGGGCUGCGUUUAUCUUUUUCUGAUCAUUUUUGUGCAGUUUUAACAAUGACUGAGAAAAUAGCUCCCUGGUGGAGGUCUUUCGUGGGCAAGAGGAGAAAGGCAGCUAGAGAAUCUGCGGCGACCCUGGAGCAGGACCUCCGUCAUCAGUCUUCAGGAGGGACCACGCAGCAUCCCUCCGCUGAACCGGACCAGCAUCUCACCUCACCGACACGUCCAACCAAAGAAACGAGCAGCUUACCGAGUGACGAAACCUAUGACGACUCAGCUGUUCAGUCAACUUUCAACGAGAGCUCCAAUCGCCGCAAUCUCACCGUGUCCCGCUCCGGACGCUUCAAAGAGAAACGGAAGACCCGCGUGAGUCUUCCACAGGACCACGGAGAUGAUGAGAAACCCGCUGUAGCCAAAUCAACCGACGUCCUGUCAACGCGCUGACUGCAACCGCGUUUAUCCGAUGGGAGAGCAUUACCUCCAGUCUGACACUGUUGAGCUCCGUUUGACUCAUGAAUGCAAUGCACUUAUUGAAAGUUAUGAGGAUAGACUUUUGGAGUAGCCUAGGUUAUUCAUAUCACAGAGGCUUUAUUUUCCAAAUGUGGGAAAUAAGCUUACGACAUUUCCCUGCUGAAAAAAUCUUAGCCUAGUGAGGCUAGUCUUUUGUAGGUUUUGAAGUGGGUUUUGACACUUUACAACCAGCCUUAAGAUCAGCAACCAUAAAUUGUUUUUUUCCCCUGCAGGGUUACUGGACAUUCAGCAGAUUAAUUUUAUGUGAAGGAAAAAUGAUUUUUUUUUUUUUAGCUCUAUCAUGCAUAAUUUGCACUUUUUUGUGGUGUUACUGCAAUAUUUUAUGAAGGACUACAUAAGGAUUUAGAAGCAAUCAUUUUAAUGGUUAUCAGUGCACUGUAAGCACAGCCUUAUCAUGGCUUGUUUUUAAUGCUUGUCCAUGGCAUGCCACAGAUUUUUCAAGGGGGUUAGGGUGGUGGUAAUAUCCGUCCAGAAUCAUAUUAUUAUAUGCCUUGAUAGUCAUCCAUCCAACGUGCCAGAAAUCAAAGCCAUGUGUUUUCUUGUGUAGCUUGUUGUAUUGAAUCCAGGACACUUUGAGAGUAGUGAUUAGUUCUCCCACUGCAAAAAAGUAGUGCAACAUUUUCAGUAGAAAAACCAAAUAUUCUGUUCUUAUAUUUAGUUAAAAAUCUGAAAGUAAAGAUAUAACAGAGAAGUCAAGAAAAGCAAUAUAACUAAACUAUAGGCUGUUAGCUUAGCAAACAGUGUUUGCUGUAGUUAUAGUAGAGUAUUGAAGACACAAGCCGAAUAUGGAUAAAGUACUAUUCAGUCAUCCUAAAUUAUAACAGAACCUGAUAAUUGGGUUAAAAAAACUGUGAUCAAACUAUGAGAUCUAAUAAUUUCAUCUGUUAUUAAGAGUGAAGCUGGUUGUAAGAGAAGUAGGCCAUAGCUUCAGAUGUUCAGAUCCUUUGAGUAGGCAAAUGAUGCAUAUUUGGGUCUAUAAUGAAGAUUUAGACAAGGUUUCAGUGCAAUCAGGAAAAAAAUUGGAAUAUACUGUACUCUUAUGCAUUAGUUUGUUAAAUUUAGAUUUGGGAAGGAAGUGUUACUACAUCAGAUUUUAAAUAAACAGAUGCUUUUCCAUCUAAGGCAUCCAUUUGUGCA
Messenger RNA from Carassius gibelio (silver crucian carp), 1925 nucleotides. Its product is annotated as proline-rich protein 15-like. The record is from RefSeq and is a predicted model, not a curated record. The transcript has 2 exons. The coding region runs from base 315 to 701 and encodes 128 amino acids. NCBI's taxonomy places the organism in Eukaryota, Metazoa, Chordata, Actinopteri, Cypriniformes, Cyprinidae.